AUGGUUAGUGCAAACGAUUGUACAAUUAGAAUUGGCCAACAUGUGCUAAUACGGUUGCCAUCAAAAGGACUCAAGGUUGUGCAUCUACAAGAAUCUGGUCGGGUUAGUCUCGGUAAAUUUGGAUCAUUUGAAGUUUCAAGCAUUUUGGGUCAUCCCUUGGGCUCUUCGUUUGAAAUUGUGGAUGACAAUACAGUCAGAGUUAUCAAAAGUAUCACUGAUGCUGGGGAUAUUUGGGAUGCUGAUGAAGACAUCCAGAAGAAAGAGCUAACGAGAAUGUUUAGUGAUAGUGCCGAGAACAAUCAGAAUAUUAUAGAUAUUGGUGCCAAAAUACAAAAUUUAACCAACGAUGAUAUUGAUGAACUAAAGAAAAGUGGAGCGUCUUCGCAAGUUGGACAGUUAAUUAUCGAGAAAAUGAUUGCAAAUCAUGACGGAUUCGAUAAAAAGACAAUAUUUUCACAAGAGAAGUAUUUGAAACGAAAGCAACAAAAAUUUCUUAGGAGAUUCACUGUUGAUUAUCUUGGGGCUGCUGAGCUUUUGGAAUAUAAUCUUGAGAAGGACGCCUCAAAGGUUUUGGACUUGAGUGUUGAUUCGUUAGGAUUAAUGAUGACAUAUGGAAAUAUUCGGCCUGGUGGAAAGUUUCUAGUGAUUGACGAGACGGGGGGCCUACUUUUGUAUGCGAUGAUGGAGCGAAUGGGUUGUGAGGGUACUAUUGUACUUCUUCAUGAAAACGAGCAUGCAAAUAUUAUCAUGUUGAGGUAUUCGGAUUAUGAUGAGUCAGUCAUUACUAAAGUGGUAAAACCAAUUAAUUGGCUACAAUUUGCCGAACCCGAAAAUGAACGAAUACAGCUAGAUGAGGAAGAUUUUGAGCCGAAAAAGCCAAAACUUAAGGAGCAAUUUUUACGGAAACGUGAAAGAGCGCGGAAUGUUAACGAGGUAAUUGACUUGGUGGUGGAAGGCAAUUUUGACGGGUUUGUAUCAAUGUCCACUUUGUACAUGCCUGAUGUUGUUGAAUCUGUGAUACCAAAAAUUGGUGGCUCCCGACCAGUGGUUAUAUACAACCAAUACAAGGAGUUAUUAGCGGAGGUUCAACAACACUUCACAAAUGAUCGAAGAGUUAUAGCCUCUUCUAUUUUUGAAACCAGAGCUAGGCCAUAUCAGACUAUUCCCGGACGAAUGCACCCAUUAAUGACUAUGAGAAGUGGAGGAGGGUAUGUCUUGUGGGGGACAAGAGUUUUUCCUGAUGAAAGUGUUAUUGCUGUCGGAAAAGGUAUGAAGAGAAGAAGAGAGGAGUCAGUUGAGUCAGGCGUUUCAUUGACCUCGGCCAACGUGGCGGAAGACACGCCGGAGAACUUUCCUGCAUCUGAAACAGAAGUAGCAGAGACAAGGGAAGAUGAUGUAGAGAUAACAAAUGACGCCCAGUAA
Molecule: messenger RNA, 1422 nt
Organism: Lodderomyces parapsilosis
Lineage: Eukaryota; Fungi; Ascomycota; Pichiomycetes; Serinales; Debaryomycetaceae
Product: tRNA 1-methyladenosine methyltransferase subunit
Exons: 1
Coding region: 1-1422 (473 amino acids)
Biological process (GO): tRNA methylation
Cellular component (GO): tRNA (m1A) methyltransferase complex; nucleus
Source: RefSeq, a predicted model, not a curated record